CGACUGUUCGGCCUCUCGCUCCCCCUCCACCCUCCACCCUCUCUACUGCAACCAUAGCAACUAGACUCGAUCUCAUCGCAGUUAUCUAGCCAGGAUGGUUUUGCAAGAUCUCGGACGCCGCAUCAAUGCCGCCGUCAACGACCUGACCAGGUCUGCCACUCUGGACGAAAAGGCCUUUGAUGGCAUGAUCAAGGAGAUCUGCAACGCCCUUGUCGAAGCCGACGUCAACAUCAAGCUGGUCGCCGGUCUCAGAAACUCCAUCAAGAAGUCGGUCAACUUCAAAGAACUCGCCCCUGGUGUGAACAAGAAGCGCAUCAUCCAAAAGGCCGUCUUUGAUGAACUCGUCAAGCUUGUCGAUCCCCACAACACGCCUUAUCAACCCAAGAAGGGCAAAUCCAAUGUCAUCAUGUUCGUCGGUCUCCAGGGUGCUGGUAAAACAACUACCUGUACCAAGCUCGCCCGCUGGUACCAGGCAAGAGGCUUUAAGACUGCCCUGGUUUGCGCCGAUACCUUCCGUGCUGGUGCCUUCGACCAGCUGAAGCAGAAUGCCACCAAAGCAAAGAUCCCCUACUAUGGUAGUCUGACCCAGACCGAUCCCGUCAUUGUCGCUAGCGAAGGUGUCGAAAAGUUCAAGAAGGAGAAGUUCGAGAUCAUCAUCGUCGAUACCUCGGGUCGUCACAGACAGGAGCAGGACCUUUUUGAUGAGAUGGUCCAGAUUCAAAAGGCCGUCUCGCCUCACCAGACCAUCAUGGUCCUCGAUUCUUCCAUCGGUCAGGCCGCCGAGGCUCAGUCGAGAGCCUUCAAGGAGACCGCCGACUACGGUGCCAUCAUCAUCACAAAGACUGAUGGUGCUGCCGCCGGUGGUGGUGCUAUCUCUGCUGUCGCCGCUACCCAUACACCCAUCGUCUUUAUCGGUACUGGUGAACACUUGCUGGAUCUUGAGAGAUUCAACCCCGAAUCCUUCGUCUCGAAGCUUUUGGGCAUGGGAGAUAUGGCUGGUCUGGUCGAGCACGUCCAGAGCUUGAAACUUGACCAAAAGGAUACCAUGAAGCACAUUGCCGAGGGUCAGUUCACCAUCCGCGAUCUGCGCGACCAGUUUAACAACAUCAUGAAGAUGGGUCCGCUUUCGAAGAUGGCUGGAAUGAUUCCUGGACUUAGUGGUCUCAUGGGACAGAUGGAUGAUGACGAAGGUAGCAUGAAGCUGAAGCGCAUGAUCUACAUUUGCGACUCCAUGACUGCAAAGGAACUUGAUUCUGACGGCAAAAUCUUCGUUGACCAGCCGUCCCGCAUGACCCGUGUCGCAAAGGGCAGUGGUACCAGUGUUCGUGAGGUCGAGGAACUUCUGUCCCAGCAGAAGGUCAUGGGCGGCAUGGCCAAGAAGUUCAAGGGCGGCAUGCAAAACAUGCAGAAAGCUCAGGGUGCCAUGGGUGGCGGCAAGAACAACCAGCAACAGAUGAACGCCAUGCAGAAACGUCUUCAAUCCAUGGGAGGUGGCAGAGGCGGCGGUGGUGCUGGUGCAGGUGCAGGAGGCAUGCCUGACCUAGGUGCUAUGAUGCGCAAUAUGGGCAUGGGAGGCGGUGGUGCUGGUGGUAUGCCUGAUCUUGGAGCAAUGAUGCGUGGUAUGGGUAUGGGAGGUGGUGCCCCUGGUGGCGGUGGCGGUAUGCCCGACAUGAGUGCAAUGAUGAAGAUGAUGGGAGGCAUGGGUGGUAUGGGAGGAGCUGGCGGUGCCGGCGGUGCUGGUCGCGGCGGCAGAAGGUAGAUGAUUAUCUCCAUCUGCCCUGGUUACUUCCUUCUUUUCCGUUGCAUAGCGUCGGCGUUAGGACCUGCCUCAAUUUCAAGAAUCAAGAUACCUGC
Aureobasidium pullulans EXF-150 is the source of this 1854-nucleotide messenger RNA. Its product is annotated as signal recognition particle protein. The coding region runs from base 95 to 1759 and encodes 554 amino acids. Lineage: Eukaryota; Fungi; Ascomycota; Dothideomycetes; Dothideales; Saccotheciaceae. Gene Ontology annotation, cellular component: cytosol; signal recognition particle, endoplasmic reticulum targeting. Gene Ontology annotation, biological process: SRP-dependent cotranslational protein targeting to membrane, translocation; SRP-dependent cotranslational protein targeting to membrane. Gene Ontology annotation, molecular function: 7S RNA binding; ATP hydrolysis activity; GTP binding. The record is from RefSeq and is a predicted model, not a curated record. The transcript is spliced from 2 exons.